AAAGCGCACCAGUUUACCAACGUGCACUCGAUGAUAUGAAGCUCGUGAUACAGUAGGGGUUCCCUGGUCGCUAAAAUGCCCAGGCGCACGGUAAACGGGCUCGCAGGCAGCCCUGCCCACAAGCGGACGCGGUUCGAGCGAGAUGACGAUCAUAUCGAGACCGCCGGAGCGAGCUCUGCGCUGCGCAAUGAAUCAAGAAAACGUGUCCGCCUCUCAACCCCCGAAUAUGUCAAACCUGAACCGAGCCGCUCCUCUCGCCGAGUUCCGGAGCCGAGCGAGGAUGACGAGGAAGAAGACGGGGAGGAGGACGAUAUUGAUAUGGAAGAGUCUCAUAUCGACGGCGAAGGUGAACCCGUGGCUGGAACCCAGUACGAAAUGCUCCGUGACAAGGAGUUUGCGCAUCUACAGCAUGAAAAGGAGGAUGACCAGCGCGCCACACAACGACUGCGUAGCCGGCCCAAUAUCGUAGGCCAAAAUCAUACGGCAGAGAACGGAAUUCUCUUGAGAGUCGAGUGCGUCAACUUCAUGUGUCACGAAAGACUGAACGUGGAGCUGGGCCCUUUGAUGAACUUCAUCGUUGGAGAGAACGGCAGCGGAAAGAGUGCCAUCUUGACUGCGAUUACGGUUUGUCUUGGAGGCAAGGCAAGCUCGACAAAUCGUGCAGGCAGUCUCAAGGCGCUGGUGAAGUCGGGACAACAACAAGCAAUCUUGUCGGUAACAAUCAAGAACGAAGGACUCGAUGCUUUCCAGCAUGAUAUCUAUGGUGACUCGAUCACAGUCGAGCGCCACUUCUCCACUACCGGAAGCAGCGGAUUCAAGGUCAAAUCCAAGUCUGGGAGGAUUAUCGGAACCAAGAAGGCUCUGGUUGAGGAGAUUGUCGAGUAUUUUUGUCUCCAGGUUGACAACCCACUCAACGUCCUUUCCCAAGACCAGGCCAGAUCAUUUUUGAACUCUGCCUCCGACUCGGAAAAGUAUCAGUUCUUUAUCAUGGGUGUGCAGCUAGAGCAGUUGGAUAAUGACUACCGGCUGGUCAAUGAGUUUGUGGAGUCCGCCCGUUCCAAGAUACCAGAGCAAGAGGAGAGGCUGGUUUUGACCAAGAAGAGAUAUGAAGAGGCCCAGAAGCUUCAUGAGUCCAUGAAACAAAACGAAGAGCUGCGCCGGAAAAGGCGACUCUACAUGCAACAAGUUGCGUGGGCACAGGUUCAGGACCAGGAGAAGAUUCUGGAGGCUCGACAUGAUAAGGUACGGGAUGUCAACGACCAAAUACGCGCCCAAGAGCUCGAGAUCGAGAGAAAAUCUGCAGCGUUUGAUGCUGCAGAUAGAGCCUACGAGCGGGCUGUUGCCGAGGCGGAACGAAUGGCCGAAGAAGAGCCUGAAGCCGCCGCCAUGACUGAUGCUGCACAAGAGAAGUUUGAUGCGGCGAGGCGAGAGCUGGAAAGGAUUCGCCAGGACGAGCGUGAUGCGCAUACACAGCUCAAACAUCACGACAAGGCACUAAAGGCCAACGCUGCCAGCAUCGAGCAGGAGAAGAAAAUCGUAGCUGGAUCCACUGGCGAGGAGGUCACCCGAAAUCGAGACAGGCUUGCUGCUGAGAAAGACCGACUCGAACAGAUCCGCGAGCAGUUAAACGAGAACGCAGCACGCGGCCCAGGUCUGGAGCAACUUCGAGACGAGGCGAAAAACGAGCAAGUCAGGAUGCACCGGGCCGCGGAGGCCAAACAGCAAGAGGUCAGAGCCCAAGAGGGCAGGAUAAGGGACUUGGAGAGGAAUGAUCGUUCUCCGCUUGACGGGUACGAGCCUCGCGUAGUGGACUUGUUGCGUCAGAUCGCCAAUGAUACCGGAUACCGGGAGAAGCCCAUCGGGCCGAUGGGGUCUCUAAUUAGACUUCAUAAACCGGAAUGGUCGAGUCUGCUAGAAAAGACGCUUGGUCAACAACUUAACGCGUUUGUCGUCACAAGCAAAGCAGACCAGCAACGCCUCCAAGCCACCAUGCGCCGUCUUGGUGUCCAAAGAUGCCCCAUCGCGAUUGGAAACCGUACUCCGCUCAACACGGUAGACAAGGAACCAGAUGCUGAAUUCGACACAAUCCUGCGGGUGCUCAAGUUUGACGACGACUUGAUAAGGAACCAACUUAUCAUCGCAGGAUCCAUUGAGCAAGUCAUCCUUAUCCCAGAUCGAAAGGCAGCCGAAAAGGUCAUGUUCGACGGACCGCCACCAAGAAAUGUCAAGGCCUGCCUUUCUUUCAACGAGAGGACCAAGAGCAAGGGCUAUCGUCUAACCGCUAGGCAAGGCGGCCAAAAUCUGUCGACUUCUCAGGUCAACCCCAACCCCGGCUCCAAGCCCCGGAUGAAGGCCGAUGCGCACGCUCAGAUAGCUCAGGAGCGGGAGUACUUGGCCCAGCUCAAGGACGACUACGCUCGACUUUGUCAAAAGCGCGACGAGCAGCGGAGGAAGGUUCAGCAGUGUGAACAGGAGCUACAACAGCAACGACAGACCAAGGCGGAGCUCCAUAGGGAAGAGCGACAAUGUGAGGCAUCAAUCCUAGGAAUCGAGCGUGACCUCGAUCAGUUCGAAGGCUACGACGCUCGUCUCCAGGGACUUGAAGAGGCCAGGGCGCGCCUGCAAGAAGAGUUUGAAACUGUGGGUCGUCAAUACGGAGAGUUGCGUGCAAUCAUGGACGAGCAGAACAAAAAGGUCCAGGCCCUCCAUGCGGAGCUGGCCCAGGAAAAGGCCAAGCGGGACCAGUUCAUGGCACGUAGGGGUAGAGCCGCGGAUAAGAUCAAGGGAUAUGCCGACGGGAGGGCGAUGGAGCUCAGUCAAAAGAAUGCCGCAAUGGAGGAAAUGGAAAAGCUGAAAGACGAUCUGAGACGCGCAGAGAGGAAAGUGGGGGAGCAGGAAACAACUGUGCAAGAGUUUACCACCGAAGCAUCCAAGAUAUUUCCAGAACGGGUGUUUGUGCCCGAGGGUGAAACGCACCAGGCGGUUCAAAAGAAGUUGGACGUGGUCAGGAAGCAGCUUGAGGAUCGCAACAAACGCAUUGGCAAGACUGAGGCGCAGGUGGAAGCUGAGGCCGCAACCGCCAAGAAGGAGUUCGAACACGCCUCCAAGUCGCUCAAGGGAAGCCUGCAAGUGAUCAAGCAGCUGAAGCAGACCAUGGCUCUUCGUCUAGAGAAGUGGCGGCUCUUCCAGCGCUAUAUCUCGGCGAGUGCGCGGACCAAUUUCAUCUAUCUGCUCAGCGAGCGUGGCUAUCGCGGCCGGCUUCUCCUCGACCAUGUCAACCGGAAGCUGCAGAUCCAAGUUGAACCCGACGCGACCAAGAAGAACGGACAGGGCAGGAACACCAAGACGCUGUCUGGUGGCGAGAAGUCGUUUUCUUCGAUCUGCCUCUUGCUGGCCAUAUGGGAUUCCAUGGGCUCGCCCCUUCGCUGCCUGGAUGAGUUUGAUGUGUUCAUGGACAACGUGAACAGGGCCAUCAGCACAAACAUGCUUACCGCUCAAGUCUACCUUACUAACGUGACCGGCUCCAAAAAGGUUUCUGCCGCACGUAGGUCCGUAAGUCGACAAUAUAUUAUGAUCACACCAAACGCCAUCGAGGGACGGGCCAAGGUCGACAAGGACGUCAAGAUCCACAGAAUGACUGAUCCUCGCCAACGCACACUAGCUGGCCCUCAAGCACGCUAG
This is a messenger RNA of Pyricularia grisea, 3681 nucleotides long. RefSeq lists its product as uncharacterized. Bases 76 to 3681 code for a protein of 1201 amino acids. The record is from RefSeq and is a predicted model, not a curated record. Gene Ontology annotation, molecular function: single-stranded DNA binding; damaged DNA binding. Gene Ontology annotation, biological process: double-strand break repair via homologous recombination. NCBI's taxonomy places the organism in Eukaryota, Fungi, Ascomycota, Sordariomycetes, Magnaporthales, Pyriculariaceae. Gene Ontology annotation, cellular component: site of double-strand break; nucleus; Smc5-Smc6 complex. The transcript has 4 exons.